Stylonychia lemnae is the source of this 3105-nucleotide messenger RNA. The record is from the annotation of a GenBank genome assembly. Lineage: Eukaryota; Ciliophora; Spirotrichea; Sporadotrichida; Oxytrichidae.
AUGGAUUACGGUUUCUAAGAAAUUGAAGCAUUGAAAGAACUUGUUGGAGCAAAUGAGGAUGAUGAACCUACUCAUGUUUAUGGUUCAGCCAUAAAUCCAGGGACAUUAGGCAAAGGGGGUAAAGAUAAAAAGGAAAUUGCGAAGCCAAAUACUAAAGUUGAAGUAAAAACUUUUAAUAGAGAUGCUAGAGGAGGUGCUACUGAAGAAUCUUUAAAAAAGUAAUAAGAGGAAAAGAAGAAAUAAGAUAAGUCAAAUGAUAUUUGGACUGAAGAAGAAGUAAAUAUUUAAGCUGAAGAAUUGCCAGAUGAUCGACCAUAACCCUAGUUUGAUGUAUUAUACAAGCAACAUGUAGGCACUGAAGAUGUAUUCUUGGGACUUUCAGAUAAGGACCCUUCCUCAGCUCAUUGUGAUUCAAUUUUAGUUAAGAUUUGGCUACCUGGCGCUAAACUUAGUCAAAUUUAAUUAGACAUCCAAAAGUAAAUGAUUGUUGUCUAGAGUCCGACUCAUGUGCUCAAACAUUUCUUGCCAUACCCAGUCGAUAAAGAAAAAGGAAAGGCUUAAUUUGAUAGCGACAAAGGAUUACUAAGCGUUACUACACUUGAAGAGCUUAUAAAGUUUUGUGAGGCUAAGAAUUUGGGAGAAAUAGCAACGGGAUUAAAAAAAGACCUUAAGGCAAUUGUUCUACCUUAGCAGAAUAUUAAAGAUCCGAAUGCUAAUAAAGAAAAUUAAGAAAAAGCAUUGAAAAUUAUAAGAAAGGCAAUCAAAUAAGAGGAAUUGCGAAAAAACAAAGAAGAGUUCAAAGACCAAUUGCCACUGAAACCAAUCGGCUAAUAAAAUCUUAAUUUUUCAUUUGAUAAGGUUUAAACUGAGGAAAUAAUGGAGAAGUUGAUGAAUCGCAUUGUUGGAAAACCAAACUUAAUAGCUGAUGAUAAACUUAAUGCCAAAAUUGAAAAAAUAUUUAAUGUGGAUGCAUUUUAGAAGAUGGUUGAAAAUGCUGACAUCUUUCAAGAUUUAAGUAGCUCAUCAUUGUUUAAUUAAAGUGAAUUCUUGUAAAAGUCCAUAAAUAACAAUCCUAAUCUAUCAUUCAAAAAAGUUCUUCCUACACACUCUUAGUUAUAGGAAGAAGACGAAGAGGAGCUUCCAAGAUUCGGACACACGGGUGCCGAUCCUGCACAUCAAGACAUUAAUGAUAGUGUAAAUGAGUUAUUCGCUCCAAAUGAUAGAGGUCAAUUGGAUGAUUAAAAUGAAAGAUAAAGCACCUUUCAUAUUAACGAUGAUUCUUUUUCUUAAAUUAAAGAUAACGGAAAGGGAGAUAUGUCGCCAGCAGAGCCAUUUUAGCUAGGAAAACUAUCAAACCCAAUAAGUGAGAGAGGCUUUAAAGUUAACAAAAACUAGAAAAGAAUGUCAAAAGGUGCUUACGGGGAAGAUUAAUUGGAAGAUUUAAUGCAAACAAAUACUGGAAAGAUGCCCUCAAUGAUCUAGCAUGCUGAUGGAUCAUUCUUUUAGAAUAGCUAAUCAUUUGUAUUCCCAAAUGAAGAAAUCUAAAUUAUGAACAAAGAAUAGGUCGACAAGUAUAUUGAUGAUGAUGAUCCAGGAUAUGAAAUUUAUCAAGUUGAUGAGGAAAAUUUUGUCGCAAGUUGCAAAGAAUUGGCAGAAAUAAACAAUUUUCCAGCAAGAGCUAUAAGACCAGAUACUAAGGAAUGGUAAGCUUAAAGAGAGAAAUACAGGAAGGUAUAAUAAGAGUUACAUUAAGUAAAGAAAGAUGACUCAUAAGCUCUUCUUUAGAAGUUAUAACAAAAGAAAGAGAAGAAAGCUGCUAUUAAUCUUGAAGAUGAUGAGUUAGCUGGAGCCUCUUCUGCAUAACAGGAGGAAUUCAUAGAAAAUGAGGAAGAAGAUGACGGAAGAAAGGCCUCGGUACUUCCUAAUUGGAUUAAAUUUAUGCCAUCUAAUGAUGAGUUCUAUCCUGCUGAGUUUGAUAAUGUCAUUUAUGACUGCUACAACCUCAGAGUAGUUUUCGAUAGAGAAAAGACAGGUUUCGAAGAAACAAAAGAGUUUCCAAUUGUCAUAGGCUCUAUAGUCGCAGGUAGAUAUUAGGUGGUUGAAUACCUUGGAUCUGCAGCUUUUUCAAAAGCUAUCUAAUGCUAUGAUAUUCAUUCAGAAUAAAUGGUUUGCAUGAAAAUUAUUGAGAAUAACAAAGACUACUUUGAUUAGAGUAUUGAUGAAAUAAAGUUGCUGAGAUAUAUAAAUGCUAAUUGCGAAAAUUUAGACGACAAAAAUCUACUUAAGCUUUAUGAUUUCUUCUAUCACAAAGAGCAUCUCUUUAUUGUCACUGAGUUAUUAAGAGAUAAUCUUUAUGAAUACUCUAAAUACAAUAGAGAGGUUGAAAAAAGUCAACCAUACUUCACUGUUAGUAGACUUUAAAAAAUCACGAAGUAAAUUCUGACUGCAUUAGACUUUAUUCAUAACCUGAGAUUAAUCCAUUGUGAUCUUAAACCAGAAAACAUCUUAAUAAAGAGUUAUUCUAGAUGUGAGGUAAAAGUAAUAGAUUUCGGUUCUUCAUGUUUUAUUCAUGAUCAUCUCAGUAGUUAUGUGUAAUCUAGAUCAUAUAGAGCUCCAGAAGUAAUCUUAGGAUGCAGAUACGAUUACAAAAUAGAUAUGUGGUCUCUCGGAUGUAUUUUAGCUGAGCUUUAUACUGGCUAUGUUCUUUUCUAAAAUGAUUCAGUUCAAGGACUAUUGGCUAGAGUUCUUGGAAUUAUAGGGCCUGUUCCAGAAUAUAUGAUGAAAGAAGGAAGAUUAGUCAGCAGUUUUUUCACUAGAGAAGGAUUGAUCUAUCAAGAAGGUGGCAAUGAUGAUGAACAAGAGAGUUAAAAUGUCUCAGACUCAAGCAGAGCUCAAUAGAAAAAGAAGGGAAGGGGUGAAAAUGAUGAACUCAAGAUAAAUAUCUUAGUUCCAAAGAUGACUACACUUAAGCAUAGACUUAAAUGUGACGAUCCAUAUUUCAUUGACUUUGUUAGAUGGCUUCUUGAAAUAGAUCCAACUAAAAGACCAUCAGCUAAGGAAGCAAUGCAGCAUCCAUGGCUAACUGAAUGUGUUUACCAAGAAUGA